CAUGCGGUUUCCGGGUUGGUCAGCUGAUCGCUUUGAUAGCUGCUCAGCUGGGCUCAGCGUCACAGCCUUGUCACUCCAUUAGGAUGUGUGUUGGUUGUUUUCUCUUGACAUUAUUUUCCUCCUCAGUCUGAGAACCGAGCGGCUCAUGUUUUCUCCCGGUGUUUGUCUCGGUUUAUUCGGUUAGCCGCCUGCAAGUAUCGCUUGGAGCCUCCUGCUAGCUUAGCAGCUAAAUCAGCCAGCAGUGGAGAGAAGAAGGUGAGAGUUGCAGCUACCAAACAUGGCGGGCGGUAUCACUGACACCGGAGAGCCCUACUCUGCUUUUGUGGGGCUGGUGUACAUGUUCAAUCUGAUAGUGGGAACAGGAGCCCUGACCAUGCCCAGAGCCUUCGCCGAAGCCGGUUGGGUGGUCAGCCUGUCGCUCAUUGCCUUUUUAGCAUUCAUGAGCUAUAUGACCACCACGUUUGUGAUCGAGGCGAUGGCGGCGGCCAACGCUCAGCUGCGCUGGAAGAGAAGAGAGCAGGAAGAGACGGACGACAGCGACUCCACCUCCGACUAUUCGGAUGACGAUUCGGGGCGAGGUCGAAUGGAACCAGAAACGAAGCCCAUCCUCUCUGUCCAGAGAUCGGGUCACGUCGAUCACUUUGACAUUGUGGAGCGGGUGGAGAUGGGUCAGAUGGCCUCCAUGUUCUUCAACAAAGUCGGAGUCAACAUGUUCUACAUCUGCAUCAUCGUCUAUCUGUACGGAGACCUGGCCAUCUACGCCGCCGCCGUGCCCAUAUCGCUCAUGGAGGUCGCCUGUGGGAACCACUCCUGCAGCGCCGGGAGUGUGAAGUACAACGACACAGACCCCUGCUGGGGCUCCGUCACCAGGAAAGAUGCAUACAGGGUGUUUCUGAGCUUGUUCACCCUUCUGUUGGGGCCUUUCACCUUCUUCAACGCCCAGAAGACCAAAUACCUUCAGAUUCUCACCUCAGUCAUGCGUUGGAUCGCUUUCACCAUGAUGAUCAUCUUGGCUCUGAUCCGAAUCGGGAAAGGCGCCGGAGAGGGCCGCCCUCCUGUCGCCAACCUCUCCGGCGUGCCCAACCUGUUCGGGGUGUGCGUCUACUCCUUCAUGUGCCAGCACUCCCUGCCGUCGCUUGUGACGCCCAUCUCGGAUAAGAAGCGAGUCGGUACCCUGGUUCUGGCGGACUACGUCCUGAUCCUGGGCUUCUACGUCCUGCUGUCGUUCACCGCCAUCUUCUGCUUCGACAGCUCGCUGCUGCACGACAUGUACACCCUGAACUUCACCGACAACUGCAACGUCUUGGACAUCCCCGUGCUGCGCUACUUCCUGGGCCUGUUCCCGGUUUUCACCAUCAGCACCAACUUCCCCAUCAUCGCCGUGACGCUCCGAAACAAUUGGAAGACGCUCUUCCACCGGGACGGGGGCACCUACCCGUGGGUGGUGGACCGGAUCGUGUUCCCCCUCAUCACUCUGGUGCCGCCCGUCAUUGUGGCUUUCUGCACGCACAACCUGGAGUCCCUGGUGGGCAUCACGGGGUCGUACGCGGGGACAGGGAUCCAGUACAUCAUCCCGGCGUUCCUGGUGUUUUACGCCAGACGCCACCUGGAGCCGGUGAUGGGCAGAGACGCCGUCAACAAGCACCGCUCUCCUUUCCGCCACGCCUUCUGGGUGUGGUUUGUGGUGGCGUGGGCGGCCUCCUGCCUCAUGUUUGUCACCGCAAACAUUAUCCUGACCGACACGAAGAAAUGAGGACGGCUUUCAUGAAACCCUGCGACUGUUCGGCCAGUUCCUCUGUUUUCUCGAGGCCUUAUUGCUGCUGGAUGGGACCGUGUGCCUUUAAAAUAAAAAUAAAAAACAGACUUUAGUUGCUUAAAUUAAGUUUGAUAUUAAUUUAUCAGAUUUUUAAAAAGGGACAAAAUGUUUUUUGUU
This is a messenger RNA of Cyprinodon tularosa, 1933 nucleotides long. RefSeq names its product transmembrane protein 104 (gene slc38a12). The record is from RefSeq and is a predicted model, not a curated record. NCBI's taxonomy places the organism in Eukaryota, Metazoa, Chordata, Actinopteri, Cyprinodontiformes, Cyprinodontidae. The transcript is spliced from 10 exons. Bases 278 to 1753 code for a protein of 491 amino acids.